Molecule: messenger RNA, 1968 nt
Organism: Zootoca vivipara (common lizard)
Lineage: Eukaryota; Metazoa; Chordata; Lepidosauria; Squamata; Lacertidae
Gene: RBM11
Product: RNA binding motif protein 11
Biological process (GO): regulation of alternative mRNA splicing, via spliceosome
Cellular component (GO): nucleus
Molecular function (GO): single-stranded RNA binding
Source: RefSeq, a predicted model, not a curated record
ACAGCCUCUCUCGCUUAGCUCCAGCUCCGCGGCAGCCCCGCCCCUUUCCAUCUCCCCAUCCCGUUCUCCAUCUGCUAUCCCAGCACGCAGAUGGGGCUGCCGCGUUGACUGGCUCUUCCCUGCGUCUCUCGCGCACAGCUGGGCUGCUGGCCGCUGUCAUGACAAGCCCAGGGAGGGCAGACGAGCCGGACCGGACGCUUUUCGUGGGGAACUUGGAGAGCCGCGUGCAAGAGGAGAUUCUCUACGAGCUUUUCCUGCAGGCUGGACCGGUAACCAAAGUGACCAUAUGCAAGGACAAAGAUGGAAAACCCAAGACUUUUGGAUUUGUCUGCUUUAAACACACAGAGUCAGUGCCUUAUGCCAUAGCUUUGCUGAAUGGGAUUCGUUUAUACGGAAGACCAAUUAAAGUGCAAUAUCGGUUUGGGAGUUCCCACUGUGUAGAGUUAAUCAAUCAUUGCCAGAAUGUGGAACAUGAUAUACAGUCAUCAACACGCAGGAAUUUAGAGCCUUAUGGCGGUACUCCAUUACCUCUAAGUCCUUUUCAGGUGAAUAAUAGUCUACCACAGGGUUAUUCUGCCUUUCAGAAUAUGAUGGCGUGUUUCUUAGCACACCAAUAUACCCCUUAUAAUCCAAUGGGACAGCAAUUUCCUUGCUAUCAGAUGGCAUCACCACCGUUGUUUCCAAGUCUUCCUGUUCCAGCCUAUCUGAAUCCAGGACAAACUUCUUUUGAAUGUGUGUACCCAGAGCCAAAGAACCACACACAGUAUCUGGCUACGGAAGGUUCAUCUAAAAGGAAAAGGUCUCAGGAAACUAGUGACAGUGAUAGUAGUGUGGGAAAUGACAGGAAAAAAACAAAAAGAAAGUCAACAAAAUUAUAAGGACAUAAAUAUGUGUACAAUGGGGUUGACUACAUGGUGCCUAUUUGCAUUCUACUAAGAAAUAGGACAUGGCUAUUGUGGUAUAUAAGAUUAUUUAUAAUGGUUUAAGGUAAAGUAUUAUAGAAGUUACACUCUGAUUAAAAGGGAGAAAUAGCAUUUUUUGGAUAUAUUUUUAAUUACCUUACUACUUCACAGGAAAAAAUAUAUACAAAGCAUUGUAAUCUCAUCUAGUAACUUUGUCCACAGUAAAGAGUGGCUGUCUUUAGCCUGGCUUGCAGUUAUUCGAAACUGUUUAUAUAGUUUUUGGUCCUCGUGGUUCCUUACAUGGCUGCAGGAAAUGCAUAAAUAGCAUGUGGAGGUACCCUUUUCAGCUUUCCCACAUCAUGGUGGAGAGUGGGGCAUUCAAAUAUGUACUGUAAAUGAAACAAAAUACUUGUGUACAUGGAAAUCUAACAUGUUAGGCUUAGGCUUAAAUUAAGCACUUCUCUCAACUAUGCUAGCUUUCCUUGGGGAAGUUGUUUGUUAUUAAUGUGGAGAAACAUGCAAAUAUAUAACUGCUCACUUACUGGUUCAAAAGGGUCAUAACACUUGUUAUUUCUGCAAAUUUGAAUUGGCUUUAAAGCAAUCUGAAGCAACUUUCAGCUUGAUUCAGCUUGAGGAUCUAGUGCCACGAAAUUCUGUGGGAUUUACUACUAAAUGUGCAAUAUAAUUGCAGUCUCACUUGGAAAUCCAAGAACUGUAUGGGAACCAGAAGGAUUUCAUUCUGAGUAAAUAUAUUUAUGAAAAGAAUGCCAAAUCCAUAUGGACACAAGGGACACAAAUAAGAAUAUUACUGGGUGCUAUUGAAGGAGACAUGAGAAUGAAGUAAAUUUUCUCUUAAGAUAUGCCUUGUUUGCAAAGUUGUUUAUGAAUUCAAGGGACUAGCCUUGCAAUUCAGGAUUGCAGAGUAUAUAUAGGCACACAUUAUUGGUUAAGUUCUUUCCCACAUGCAAAUGUUGAAAGGCUUGAAUUUUCACACGAUGUCACAAUGUGAUGCAGGUAAACAAUAAAGUUUAUUGCUAAAACCUGCUUUUGGUACUUGGCAAGAUAU